Molecule: messenger RNA, 288 nt
Organism: Drosophila teissieri
Lineage: Eukaryota; Metazoa; Arthropoda; Insecta; Diptera; Drosophilidae
Product: neuropeptide-like 4
Exons: 2
Coding region: 76-237 (53 amino acids)
Source: RefSeq, a predicted model, not a curated record
AAAGGCUGCAAUCGGGCAAACAUCGAGUGCAGUUCGAUUCUGUUUGUCAAAUCGAGAAUUAACCCUUUCGUCGUCAUGCUGAAGCUGGUACUCCUCUUGCUCGCCGCCCUCCUGGCCGUUGCCAUGGCUGUUCCCGCUCCAGGACCCAGUCCAAAUCCCGCCCCGGUGCCCCAGUUUGUCUACUCCGCCGGCUAUCCGGCCGUGGGCUACGCCUCCCCGUACGUUUUCUACGCCUGAACUCAGUAUCCGGAUUCACUGAAUAAAGCCUUUUGACGUGUGCAUGGACAA